This is a messenger RNA of Limulus polyphemus (Atlantic horseshoe crab), 7442 nucleotides long. RefSeq names its product protein lunapark-like. The transcript is spliced from 9 exons. Lineage: Eukaryota; Metazoa; Arthropoda; Merostomata; Xiphosura; Limulidae. Gene Ontology annotation, cellular component: endoplasmic reticulum tubular network. The record is from RefSeq and is a predicted model, not a curated record. Gene Ontology annotation, biological process: endoplasmic reticulum tubular network organization. Bases 103 to 1254 code for a protein of 383 amino acids.
UAUAUUAUUGAAUAACAUAACUAACAGUAAUUUUAUCAUUUUCUGUAUCUUUUAGUAUUUGAUUUACAGAUGCACCACAAAGAAUACCCCAUUUGGUAGUAUAUGCUGUUACGUGAAACUAUCAUGGGGUCUGUUUUAAUGAAAUUUAAGAAAAAACCUUCAACCAAACAAGUUCUUGAAGAACUAGAAAAGGAAAUCCAGACCACCUCUGAAUACAAGUCAAGUUCAGAGAAAACCCACAAGCAUCUUAUUGGCUCAUUAAUUCUGUACUCAGUCCUUAUAUAUGUUGUGGCUGCCUUAGUUUAUUAUUUCUGGUUUUUUCCCAGUACUUUGGGUGAUGGAGUAUUGCAUUCACUGCCAUUGCUAGCUUUUCCACUUCUAGUCUGGAUUCUCAAAAGAUUUCUCCAUUGGUACUUCACUCGAACCAUCAAGAUAAAUGAAGAAAAACUUAUUGAACUAAGGAAAAAAAAGAAGUCAAUUCUAGAUGAGGUCAUGGAAAAGGAAACCUACAAAGUUGCCAAAGAAUUGUUAGAGAAAUUUGAUCCUCAGUUACUCAAAAAACAAGAGAACACUGAAGAAAAAACUGCUCAAAAUGGAUCCCGUGAGAGUACACCCUUAAAACAAAAAGAAACUGAGGUACGACAACGAACAAAAAGAAUACCAGAAGUGGGCCAACCAAGAGAAAAUAUAAAAAUCCCUGGUGUAGUAUAUCCCCCUGUUACACCUUAUGUAUCUGGCUUUAUUCAGAAUCCUGUUGUUAGUCAAAGAAAUCGACAGUGGGGAGUUCGUCCUACUGGUCCAGCAAUGCCUACUCCAGUCUUGCCACAACAAAGGAAUAUGCUCGAUCGUUUCAUUGAUUACAUGGUAGGGGAUGGGCCGUCAAAUCGCUAUGCACUCAUAUGCCAGCGAUGUAAUUCUCACAAUGGAAUGGCACUAAAAGAAGAAUUUGAAUAUAUAGUGUUUAGGUGCUGCUAUUGUUUUCAGCUCAAUCCAUCAAGGAAACAAAGGCCUCAAUCUGUCAAGAUUGCAGAAACUCAACCAUCUUCAGAAAUACCAGAUCAUAAAUCAUCUGAUGUAUCAGAUGGUGUUGAAGAAAUUGAGGAAAAAACAGAACCCCAUGAUUCUACACGUGAAUAUUCUAGUACUUUACGUGGUAAUGAAGAUAACAGAAAAGUAGUAGAGGAACUGCUCGUACCUACAACAAAUGAGGACUCGCAAGAAAACCAGAACAUUAGUACUAAUGGUCAUGAGUAAAGUUAAUGAAUGCUACUUAUGGUUAUAUAAGGUAUCUUGUUUGAAACUUGUGGAGCAAAGUAAAUAUAGUAGUUCUGAAUUUUCAGAUGUUUUUUUAGUCAUUAAGGAGAUGAACAGGCAGACACAACCAGUCUAUGGAAUUGUCAGUCCUUGCGAUUCACAGUUGUUCCAGUGAGUGGUAGUUUUGUUGAAAAUGUGUAUUUAGAUAUUCUUUUCUGUUCUUGGUAAUUCAGAAUAUUUCAAAGUUUAACAGGCAGUUCCUGUCCACUGCUCUUUAUCCCAUCAAGCUUUCACUUCCCUCCCUUAAGCUGUUUUCAGUUUGUUUGUUUUUUUUCUUAUAUUUCAAAAAAAUCAUUAGCGAUGUUUAGCUUUAUCAGUAUAUUCUAUCACAAUUCAUUUUUAUUUUAAAAAGUCUGAAGUUGUAUUAUUUUUCAUGUCAGAGUUAAAUACAGAUACUAAUGUAAUUGCUAAACACCUGUAACAGUUUUAGUUAAUGGAUGAUCGGUUGAGAUGUGUUAUAGUUUUGAAUGUAUUUCUGAACUUUUUUAUUAAUUAAUGUACUAUAUUGCUAGCUACUGAAAGGCAGAAAUAAUUUAACUAUUCAAAAUGCCAGAACUAGUAGUUAGAACAAUUUUUUAUACUUUAAACAUUGAAAACUUGGCAAUCAUAAUUUUUAUUGCAUAUUUUUUAUUACACCUAUCUAUUAAAGAUGGUCACUGUAUAAAAAUAUGUAUAUAAACCAGAUAGAGUAAAGCAGAAAACUUUCAAAGGAACUUCACAACAACAACAAAAAUAUAACAAGAAGUCAUUAUAAACCUAUGAAAAAAAUCAGUUUAUAGAAUGAAACUAAAAGCAUAUCCAGGAAAAAUUAAUUAUAUUGUUUCUCUUAUAAACUUAUUUUAUCAUCAUUUAUUUGGCUAUGUUGUUUGAACAUUCUUAUAGUAACAUUUGUGUUCAAUCCAAACUGUUACUUGUAAGCUUCAUAUUGAUAACUCUUUUCCGUUCGUUUCUCACAAUUUUAGAAGCAUAUGUAAUAACCAUUGAAGAGAUCUAUUCGAGUAGGCUUAGGUGUUAAUAAAACAGAUUCUUGGCUUGUUUUGAUUUUUUUUUUAAAUAAUAAGUUUUCCCGUAUGAAUGUUAUAGUGGUGACACAAAACAGUUGUGACCUUCUUCCUUUUUUUUUUGAGUUAUGGCCUUAUUACACAUAAUAAGGUUACAAUGAAUUUAAAAUAAACAUUCAUAUUUUCACAUACUUCUUACACAACCUCUCAAAGUGGUUGUUGGGAUUUUUAACCACAAUUUAGAUUGUAAUGAAAUUAUGAUAUAAUUAUCUAAGUUUGAUAAAAUUUAUAAAUAACAUGUUUUCUUAUGCUUCAGUUUUAAGAAGAGUACAAAUAAAAGAAGGGUUGUCAGUUUUAUUGGGUAACCUACAAAACGAAUAAGGAUCAUGAUAUUUACAUGUAAUUAUUUUUAAAGCACAAUUUCAGCAUCUUUAUUGAUAAAAUUUUGUUGAUUUGUUAAUUUAAACUGCAAGAAGUAUAAUCAGUAAGUGAGGUGAAAACAGGUUUUUUUUCACACAAUCAUGAAUAAGAAAUAAGAUUUUCUGCUAUAAAACUCGUUGACAGUACUGAUGAAUUCUCUCUUUUUUUAUACAUGUAGUAUUUUCACUUGAAGACGAACACUGGUCAAAAAACAAACCUGGCUUAAGUUUGGAAAGUUUAACAAGUCUUAGAGAAUCUAUCAAAAAGUUUAUAUUGCACUAUGUACUGAGUGUUGAAAUUAAAUAACAGACACAUCUUUUUUUUGUAAAAUGUAAACAGAAAAAGAAAAAUAUAUGUAUAUAUAUAUAAACGUACUAGGUCUGUUAUUAUUUUUUUAAGGGAUCAUUCACAAUUGUCGUCAUUAAACUUAUCAAGCAUUGUUCCAUAAUUUCAUGAUCCACCCACUCAUGCAUUUUAUAAAACUUAAAAAUGUUGAAAUAUAAGAUCUGGUAUGGAGUGAUGCUCCAUUAGUCACAUUUAUUAAACACAACCAUUGAUAGGAAAAAUAUUAACUCUGUCAUUUACCUUCGUACAUUAUCGAACUGGUUUAUGCUUUGUUUUACCCUCCCACCCACCAUUAUCAAACAGUGUUUGGUAAUUUUUAAUUGUAAAUGGUCCCUAAAAAGUUAUCAUUAGUAUUUUUAAACAGUUCUGUGGAGAAUAAUGUAAUGCAAGUUAGUUAAAUUGUUCCAUUUUUAUAUAAAGAAGUUUAAUAAUAGAGAAAAUUGGUUACAGAGACAGUACUCUCAAGAGCCCAGAUGAAAUAUCAAAUUUUACAGUAAAUUAAUACUAAUAUAAAUAAUUUAUUGUGAUUAAGUAAAUGAUCAUUCAAAAUACAUUAAAUCUCUCUCUCUCUAAAAUAUUAAAACAUGUGAAUGAAAACAUAAUGAUAUUCAAUUUCUGUGCUUUGUGAAAGAAUGUCUAAGAAAUGUACUUUGAUUUUAUGUUUUCUUUACGAAAAUUUUGUGUUAGCCAGUUGCAUAAUAAACUAUUGUUAUAACUUGAAGUUAUUUUAGUCCUAAUGAUCCUGAUUUUGACGAAUUUAAUUGUAAUAUUUACCACUGUGUGAUAUAUGUCUGUGAAAAAUACCAGAUUAGACAGUUACAGUGAUUAUUUAUAGACACAUAGUAACAUUCACUUACAUAUAUUUAUAUGGCUUCCUUAAACCAGCUAAAGUACAGAUCUAUUUGAUUCGUGAUAGCAGAUUGAUCAUGUUGUCCAACUGGUUAUUGAAAUAUUCUUCCUUGAAAACAUUUUUGUUCUUAGUUUUUUCUACUUAGUUAUGGGUUAUUAAAUGUAUUUUCCUUUAUAGUUAUAUGGUAGAGCAUUUUGUAGUUUCAAAAUGUUUGUUUGCCCCUAAAAAGCAGAAAAAUCAAUUAAUACUUUUGAGUAUAUUUUAUAUCAAAACGGUUCAAGUCAUCUACUAAGCAGUUUAAAGCAAAAGUUAACAUUAGAUGUUACGUGCUUCCUUUUAACUCUAAAUUAAACUGAGAUGUGGCUUUAGUGUAAUUACUGUUGUUGUUUAGAAGAAGAUCUGUAACAAUCAGUUGAAGUAAGAGGAAUAUUGGCAACCCAGUCUAAUUUGUAUUUCUUUGAUAGUGUUUAACCUUAGCUUUCUAUUUUUUUUUAACCUGUAAAUUGUCUAUACGUGUAGAAUCUAUUACUUUUUAAAAAUUAGGUUAAAGUACAAAGGUUUUUGUGAUCAUUAUAUGUAAAUUACUGUUAGAUGUUUAUCAAGACUAAUACAAGGAGAUAAAAAAUGUAGAUGAUUAGGAAGAGAAACCUUGAGACUUUAUAUUGAUGAUUAGUUCUGAAAGCAGUUAUAUGAGUUGAUGAAAAAAUGCUGAUUUAAUAGGGUUAUUUGUGUGCCCACCAAAUUGUAUUAUUUCUUACAUUUUAAAAUAAGUUUACUUUUUUUAAACACUAGUCACAUACUUUACACAUUUUCUAUGGUGUUACUCUCAUUGUUUUUAUGAUUACACCAUUUGUGUCCUGUUAAGUAGGAUAGAAAAGAAAUGCUAAGUUUUCUCUUCGUAUAUUUAUUAUGAAAGUCUGUCAGCCAUGAAUAUGUGAUUUGUAAAUUUACAAACUGUGCGACUACAAUGAUUAAUUAGAAUGUAGGUAAUGCAUUAAGUAUAUGUUCAGUAUUAAUACAAGAUGUGUUGUUGCUAGCCUAGAUUUUGGCAUGAGGAAAUUCUAGGUAAUGUAAAUUAAUAAAACCCAAAAUAAAUGGAACUUAUUUUUUAAAAAACUUUACCAGCUGAUUUUUUGUAAUUAAGUUUAUUUUGAAGUUUGAAAAUUAUUCUAUAUUGGUGCUAGUAUUGACUUUGAUGAUCACGGUGAAUGGUAUUAAAACUGGUUUGGUUAUCUAUUUUACGUGUCAGUUAUGUAGCAGACAUAAGCUAACAAUAAACUAAAUUGGAUAAUCUUAAAGAAAAUAAAAGAACUCAAUGUAUUUCCAGUCGUGUUAUUGUCAAGAGUGUAUCUUUUUAACUUUUCCAAAUUUUUUUUUGGUGUGAGUUACUUUUUUUCCUUUUUUCUUUUUUUAAAUGCUUGAACUAGCUCAAAUAAAUAUGAAUUGUUUAUUUGAUUUUUUUAAGACCAUAAACUUAUAGGUUAUUUGGGUUUAAAAGUAUUUGUCCAUUAAUAAUAUAAAUUGGUUAAUCCUUACAAGAAACAUCGUAAGAACUACUACCUUGAACAUCUAGUCAUUAAAAUUAUACCAAACUAUGAAAUAGAAUAUUAAUGAAAUAUGUAAGCUUGUGAUUUAACUAAUAUCGUCUUCUGAUCAAAGCAACUAUGUCUUCCAAAGUUAUCUAAAUGUAAAUAUUAACGUGAAAUACUUUGAUCGUGUUUUUUUUUUAGUGCGAGCAUAUUAAAAAAUAGUUGCAAGGAUUUUAAAAUUAUUAUUGUGUGCUUUAUUUUUUUGCGAGGACAAGAUCUUGUUAAAAGAUACCUACAUUAUAUUGUGUUUUAUCCAUGCUGCUUGUAUGUAGGAUUAAUUUUCACUUGUCUUGCAUAUAUAUAUAUAUAUAUAUAUUUAUAUACAAGAAAUGAAAAUUAGGCAUACAUGUACAACAUAAUGUAGGUAUCUUUUAACAAAUUAUUGUUUUUUCAAAAAUAUAUAUAUAUUUAGUAUUUUAUAAGUAUAUUAUAAAAAUCAUGUGGGGAAAGCAAAGUGAUAUUUUAAGAAUAUUUAAAUAUUUGGUCAAAAAAGAGCUAAAACUAAACCCCCAAAACCCUAUACCAUAUUGUUUUGUAACGGUACCUUUUUCUAUACAAUUAGACUUAAGUUUUCAUAUGGUCAAAAUCUUUACAAUCCAUUAUAUUGAAUGCUGUUGACUGUGUUUUCUUAUCUUUGUGGUAAAAUAAUGAAAAAAAAAAGUUUGCUUACUUUUGAUUGUGAAUAUCUUAAACAUUGUUAUUGGUUGUUUUUUUUAUUAUAGGCUGAACUAUUCAGAAAUUCUUGGGUUAAUUAUGUAUUCCCUGAAAGAUCCUUUAUAAAUAUGCUUAGAAUAUAAGAAAGAAAACUUUUGGAAUCUUUCAAAUUUAUCAAAUUAAAGAUCUCUUUUCCUAAAAAUAUAUAGCAGAAUUUCAGAAAUAAAUUACAAGUAACUUUUAACUCAAAACACUGAAACAUCUCUGCUGAAUGUUAGUAACAAAAAUUCAGUAAACAAGUCUUCAGAAAUGCUAUUUUUAUCAAAGCAAUGUAACAUUUGUUCUAAAAAAUACUUUAAAUGGUUGCUGUAUGUAUACGAAAGCUAUUAAUGUGUGAUUACUUCAGUUUGUUUAACAAAUUCUUAAUCAGGAUAUAAAAAAAAAGAAAUAAUUAUUUCUUCACAAAUUACACUAUUUUGCACUUCGUCAUAAUACACAGUAAAUUAAUGUAGAAUAAAGUUACUGUGACUUAAUGAGUUUUGUUAACAAGUUUUAUAUUUUGAAUCCUAAAAGUUGCUUUAUAAAAUUCGGUUUCAAUUAUAUUCCGGUGGUAUGUCUGCAGACUUAUAACGCUAGAAUUCGGGUUUUCGAUACCCGUGGUGGGCAGAGCACAGAUAGCCCAUUGUGUAGCUUUGUGCUUAAUAACAAACAAACAAACAAUUAUAUUUACUAUAUUCGACAACUAGAUAUAAAAUCGAAAUCCUUUCAUCAUCCUUUUUUUUCUAAUUGUAGAAUGUAAUUAGUUAUUGUAAUUCUAUAUUGUUUUCAGGUUCAUCUGGAAUGGAUUUAUUUCUUGGCAUGUUAGAUUUACUUAAAAAGAUAACUAUUACAUUGAAAAAACAACUAAUAUUGUACUUUUGGUAAGUCUUAGAAAUACUUUGGAAUAUUUUCAUUACAAAUAUGUUUUGUAUACAUCAGCAAAACAGUGGCAGUAUUUACACUGGUGAACUAUAUGUUUAACUUUGACAACUUUACAUACACAUUUUGAGUGCUGGAACAAUUCUGUGCACGAGCUGUCAGUGAUCAAGAAGAUACACAUUUGUUGGUCUGACUUGUAACUAGAACUAAUUUAUUCUUAGUUUAUUUACGUAAUAUUCUGACGUCAUGUAAGUCAGAAAAUAAUUUAUUUUGAUAGAUUUAAGACAAGGCAGAAAUCUGUAGAAGACGUUGAGAUUUUGCAAGUCCAAUAAAUUUACUAUUUAUGGCGUU